CUAGAUUUUAUGAGGGAGAUACGGAAAACGCCUCCAAGCAAGGCUGGUGGUCAGAGUUGGAACUCGGAAGAACUGCAGAUAGAUAGCGUUCAUGUCUAAACUGUGAACGGUGAAAGAUCACGGGUCUCACGAGAGAAUCACGAGCGUUCACGAGGUAUCAAGUGGGUAAGGAUUUGCACUAUUUGUGUCUCGGUCGUCUCGGCCAGCCAGGCCGUAACAAGGAAAGAGGUCUGAAAUGUUCGAAGAGAGAGACUGGUGUAGGCGCUUGUUUGUGUUGCGGGUCACAUGAAGUCAUUUAAUCUCCAAAGAAACAUUGCUCUUGAAACUAUUAUUUGGAUGGUUUUGGAUCCACCUAGUGAAGUUUGUACCCCAAUCACGGAGUUCUGGAGAGGAGUGAAAUUUGUGCAUUCUUGAUAUUAAAAUAAAUUUGUGUUUGUGACAUGAACUGUAAGCGCUUCUGCAAUCAGCUUUGACAUAUUACGAUGGCAGACGGAAGAAACGAAGAGACACAGAGUAUUAGGGAGUCGACGAAAGCCCUGAAGAAGUAUGGAAGCACUUGCAAUCACUUCAAACGUCAAGAGCACUAUGUGAAACAUGUUAUUAGUGAAGGAGAUACUUUACAAGGGAUUGCCUUGAAAUAUGGAGUUCAUAUGGAACAAAUUAGAAGAGUUAAUCGUCUGUGGGCCACUGAUAGUUUAUUUCUAAGGGAGAAUCUUCUCAUACCUGUAUCUUUGGAAUAUGCAAUGAGUCCAACAAAUCCCUAUCAACUAUGUGAUGUAACAAAUUUACAAUCUCCAAGCACACCUAACAGCUCUGAAAGUGAAGAAAGAAGUAUUACUGAUUUUCUUGUCAAAAUUGACACUUCAAUUGCUAAUACAAAAAGUCAAGUGAAAAAAACCCAGGGAAACAGUGAAUUUGCUGCUGAUGAGGAUGAUUUUUUUCGAAGUCGACCAUCCAGGUCAAGGCUACGUCAACAAUUGGCAACACAGAGCUCAAAUGAUGUAUUGAGUGCCCCUCAUCCCGUAGUUAUGACUCAAGGACGCAAAGUGCGCUCAUCGUUGCAGAGAUUAGAAAAAGAACAAGAUGAGAUGUUUGAAUUGUAGCAUUUGUUUGUAACAAUUUGUUGAAAUUGCCUUAUGAAAAUGUGGGGUUAAAAGUAAAAGAUAUUUCUAUGUGUUACAUGAAUUCAUUUCUAUCCAUCUCAUUUAAGAAAAGCCAUUACUAUUUGUUUCCAAUAAUCUCACUUAAAUGUAUCUUAUUCUGGAUAUUUUUUUAAACUUAUUUAUUUAAAGUGUUGGAAGCAUGUUCACUUGGUUGACCAUAUCAGAAUGCUUUUGAAAUUUGACAUUGUGUUUGAAAGGUACAUAGAAACAUGAUUUCCAGUUUUUUUGAAGAUACCAUUUGAAGAUUUUUUUGAAAAAAAGUUACAAAAAAUUAGUUAUAUGGGAAAGUAAUGGUUAAUCAUUUCGGGUUGUAACAAAUUAUUUUAAUAAGGAGGCUCUCUACAUCUGUUGAUGGAUAGUGAAAGAAUUGCAAAUAAUAGAUAUGUUAUGAGGUACAAAAGGCAGAACUGAAAAGUUUUUAAUCUUGCAUCUUGGCAAACUUGGUUUAAAUGGGCCUUUCAGUAAUGAUUUUCAAGAGUAUCGUACUGUAAAUCGUGCAGUAUAUUUAGUGUACUGGUAUGGGCAUUAAUUAUAUGUGUAGUCCUUCCAACAUUUGCUUUCGUGUGAACACUAAUUUUCUUUCAAUAUUUUUGUAGAGGGUGAAAAACAAGUGAACUGUCAUAAUGUGAUGUCAUGCUAGGUUAGUUUUAAAGCAAGUGGCUGGAGUAGUGUAUGGUAGUUUGAAGUUAUGUAUGCAAAGAGCUACCUUUCCUAUUUUUCUUUUCCUUAAGUGGGUCAGUUUUCUUAUUGAUACUGUUCAUAGUAUUUGCAUUAUGAAUUGUCACAUAAGACUUAUGUAUAAGAGGUGGAUUAAAAGCGUUAUCAAGUAUCAUAUCAUCACUUGACUUUGUGAAAUUUCUAUCCAGAAUGACAAUAUUCAGAGCAAGUCUGACUAGGAGAUGCCUUCCACUUAGUAAACCUGGUUUUAUUCAUAUCCUUACACUGUCUGAUUGGAUGUAUCAAAAUGUAUUUAAAUGUUAGUGUAAAUUACAUCGGCAUAUAAUGAGUGUAUUACAUGUGUAAAAUAUUGUAAAUUACUUUUGUAUAGGGGAUGCCUGAGUGGUUACAUCACCAUAGUAAUGUGAAUAGUCAACUCUGUAGUAGAGUUGCUUGCCUUUGUGGAAGAAGGUCAGGUUUUAUAUGCAAUAUGGCUGUUAAAAUAAGUUUACUCUUUGUAGAUAUAGCUUGAAAUGAUUGGAGGAGACUGAUUUUUUUUAAACAUAAUAUAAUAUUCCCAUUAAAAAUUCCUAUUAUAUUCACAAGAGGUAUAAUUCUCAUUUCUGUAAAAAAUUUUGCUGUAUGUUUAUGUUGCAGAAUUAUAAGUUUAUUUUUUGUGUUGACAUUUUGUAUAAUUUUUGUUCUAGAGAUACCAAAAAGUUAAGUGUUCAUAGUUUUGUUUUUGUUUUCUUUUGGUCUUUUUCUUUUUACCUAAUACAUCCCUGAUACUAAGAAACUCUCCUUGUGGUUUCAACAAUUUUCCAGUUGUAUCAUAGAUCUGCACAAUUUGGCAAGAAUGAAUAUAUUUUUUCUCAUAUCCAUGCGGGAUGAACUCGGUUAGCUCGUAAGCAGUAAGUAGUUGACUUGCUCAAUGGAACCAGCUUCAUUUUACAAUAAAAAAUGUAAUCUAAGUAAAUACUUGUUGAUAAUAUACUUGAAUGUAUAAUAGUUUUUGUUAUAUCAGCAUGCCUAUUGGAAAUCUUAAAGUAAUUAUUAUUACAGAUAACAUUGAAUAUUGUCAUGUGUGCCCAAAGGUACAUUAGUCUUAAGAAUGUGUUACAGACUUGAUAAGAGAACAGAUUUGCAGUUUGGCAUUUGCAUGUACCUUGCUCAUAUACUUGAGUUGGCAUUUACCUUACAUAAAAAUUAUCUGACUUCCAGUUCCUAUAUUGUCUACUCUAUUUCAAUCUUUACUUCAUUAAUAUUAAAAUAGAUGUGGGCAAGCAAGAGCUUUCUGGGGUCAUCUGUCAAAACCAUGUGUGCUAUCUGGGAUCUUCUUAUAGAAUAACUUGUCCAGACUUCUCCUUUUACAUCGAAUUGCACGUGCAUGAAUAUGAGAAUAUGUUUCAUAACCUCUUGUGUUAUGAAAUAUUCCUAUGUAUAUUAGAGAACAUUUUCAGUAGUGUGCAUUGGCUGUUUUUAAGAAUUUUUUGGGAAUUAAGAUUUCUUUGGGAACACGUAUUGAGGAACAAAACACGUUUUAUCAGAAAUAGUAAAUAUAGCAGAAUAUAUUAUGAAGUCACACAAGAUUAAUGUAGAAUAUGUGUCAUAGAUUUCGUGGUAAAUGUGUGAAAUUAUUUUUACACUAAGUGUUCUGCUGGUCAGAACUGUUUAAACAUAGUUCAUUAAAGUAAUUAAAAUCUAAGUUUGCUUAAUGUGAGGUGUAUAUUUUGUUGCUCAGUGUAUAUGUUGAAGUACUCGUACACUAUUGUAUGAAUGUUAUAUUUCACCAAUUUAGUAUGCAAUAGCAACAUGUAACAUCUUGGGACCUGAAAUACUAUUAGAUUUCCUGCAAGUUAUUGAAAUCAAGAGUGCUUUGUGUGAAAGUUAUGGUAUGCAUGCUACUUCCUUGUUUAGGUGAAAUGUUUUGUGCAAUAUUUGUGUAUUUUAUAAUAAAUUUAUUUUUAUGUAUGGAUUAACAACGAUGAAAUAUGAUGAGAUUUAUCUUCAUCACUUAUGCAUAGAAGUUCAUGCAUAGCAAUACUUAUUUACCAACCUUCAUCCUACAAAAGAAACAUUGCCUCAAACAAUCUUAUCAGUGUUCUUCCAUUCUAUUGUACAUUUGCUCUUGAUAAUGAAUCCUUUGCAAUAUAACAGACUUAAUUUUGUUUUCAAUAACUAAACAAAAUGAAAACAUUUUUUUAAAACUGUUUUAAUAAAUUACAUUGUUACGUGUUUGUUAACAGGAUGGAAUACUGUCACAUAUUAUAAAGAAUGUGAUGGAAUUAAUUAAAAAGACUUAAAGGAGAUCUUGAAUUUAGUUCUCUUUACCUUAAAAUAAUAAAUAAUGUUGAGAUAGAUAUCAUUAAGGAGCAGGUUUCUAUGAAUUUGCAUUUUUUUCCGUUGUCUCAGAGCAUAGCUAACUGAUAUUUCUUGGCAUUAAGUUAGAAUUGGAUAUUAUGUAGAUUAAAAUGUUGGUGUAUAUUUGGCCUAUUUCUCCCACUGGUACAUCUUCAUGUAAAUAUAAGAGCUUAUUUUGCAUAUUUCGUGAACAUAACAGUCGUAUCUGUAAAACACGCAAGUUUUCAUAAAAUCUAUUUAUUUGUGAGUGUUCAUUCAUUAGAAAGAGUUUGAGUUUCUUUUUUCUUUUCUAGAGGUGAUAAAAUACUCGUACAAAUAUAGGAUAUUUCUUGAUAUAUUUUUUAAACCAGACAAAA
This is a messenger RNA of Gryllus bimaculatus (two-spotted cricket), 4537 nucleotides long. The record is from the annotation of a GenBank genome assembly. Lineage: Eukaryota; Metazoa; Arthropoda; Insecta; Orthoptera; Gryllidae.